AUGGACAAUCCUCCUGGGAGAUAUUUACCAACAAAUUUCAAUAUUUUUGAUUUUUUUUUUGGAUCUCAACCAACACACUCAUUGGUCUAUAAUUCAAAUCAAAAUUUAAACGAUAAAAAUUUUUCUAAUAAUCUUGAAAAUUCAUAUUUUACUGGCACAACGAUGGUUAAUAAUUUAAUAAAUUCAAGCAAAAUGAAUCUUACCGAGGAUUCUAAACUUGAGUCAGAAAAAAGUAGUUCUGAUGAAAAAAAAAGUAACACUCGUGUUACAGGAAUGAUUGGCGGUGUAAUUGAUGCUUUAACAAACAUCGUCUCUAAAAUAACUAAUUUUACUUCAACAGUAAAUAGAUCACUGUCUGUAACAGUAGUUCCACAGGAAAGUUUUCCAACAGAGUAUGUCGUAAGACCGCUGACUGAUGGUGAACAUUUUACCACGGAUGAUUCAACGCUGAUGAAUACUUCGAAGCGUUAUCAAAAUUACAUCAGAAGAUCGCAUACAAUAGAGGCUUUUAAUAAUUUGUCGCAAAGAAUUUCUGAUGAUACUAAUAAUUAUAGUAUGUGGGGUGAUAACGCACAUGACUAUUACUAUCAUCAGCAGAUGAAUGCUUCUCUUUUAUACUCUCAGCACGCUCCUGAUGUACAAUUGGCUAUUGAAGAAAACUUCAAAGUAAAUAAGGAACAGUUGAAGCCUGCUCCUGAUUCCGUUCAAAAGAUGGAUAAUAAUCAGCUAAACUCUCAAUAUAUUAAAGAUUUAGCUAUGGCUAUGGAGGAGAGCUUGAAGACCAUCAAGAUUAAUUAUAAGCCUCGUGAAUCUGGAUUCGAAAAAUCGGAAACAAAAAUGACAACAGUUACUGAUAAUAAUUUAUCUAAAUCAGACGAUGCUAUGGAAUCCGAUAAUGAUUGCGUAGAUUUGUCUGCUGAACAAAUCUUUGAAACGAAAUCUCGUCUACCGAAAAAACGUUCUAAUAAUAGAAACGCGGUUGCUCAGACUCUUGGAAAAAAUAGACGUAGAAUACCAUUGAGAAAAUCUACUACCACAGGCCAAAUGAAGCAUAGAAAGGAAAAAAGUAAAAAUAUUAUUUAUUCGGCUAUUCAAAAUGAUUUAAAUACCUGGGAGGGUACGGUAGUUGAUUCAUCGGCGGACGAGUUAUGCAGUAUUAUUUCUUCAUCUGACGAAGAUGAAAACAGAGAUGACCAAAAAAAGUGUUCGCUCAAUUUUGAAAAUUAUAUUAUUGUAGAAAAAUGCGCAUUGGGAGACCCACCAAUUGAUAAUAUUAUUGAUACGUCUGCUAUUAAAGAUGUGAUUGAUGAAAAAUUAACGGAGAGCUUUAAUCAUUCCAACAAGCGGGUACCAGAGGAUUGUCAACAAAUCCAUUUACCUGAAAGUCCUGUUAAAUCUCAGGACUGUUUGGUACGAUUUAAUCUAGAACCAACUGUCCACACAAUAAUAAAAUGGGACUUUGCAUACCGCGCAGCUCGUAAAGGACCUUGGGAACAGAUGGCUCGCGACAGAGAUCGUUUUAGAACAAGAAUUUGCUCCACCGGUCGAGUUAUUGAACCUGUGCUGGCAACGAAACAUCGGGACUGCGUUUGGCGAGACCGAUUUGCUGCUACUGAUUAA
Molecule: messenger RNA, 1620 nt
Organism: Cotesia congregata
Lineage: Eukaryota; Metazoa; Arthropoda; Insecta; Hymenoptera; Braconidae
Source: the annotation of a GenBank genome assembly